GAAUACAUGGAUCUUAAUGGUGUAAAUAUGCAUGGGACAGGGGCUGGAAGUGGAAGAAGACUCACAGGUACCACAUGAGCAUCUUUGAGGUCGAAGGCAAGUAACCCAAAGAACUGCGCAAGCUGGACAGUUCUUCUGACAGACCCCUUCCUUCUGGACCAAACUCUGCGACGCCAUUUCCACUCUGGCCCUGCGUCCACAACCUUCGCCGCCUCAGUCUUCAAGACCUCGAGCGCUUCUGCUGGAGUCCCUGGAGUCCCUCGACCGCGCGAAUCGUGACGAAGCAAAAGCUGAACGUCUUCGAUUUAAAACACUGCAGAAUGACCAAAUCAUGCGGCUGUGUUUGUUGACAAAUAGCCAAAAGCACCUCCGUGGGUGUUUUCGAGCAAACACCUCUACAAGUUGGCUCCACCGUCCUCAUGGUGCGAAAGACACGCGCGAACGGGAACCAUCGUCCGGCCUCAUUUCGUUGACUUUGAAUAAGGAAAGCAACCAUGGCACCCCCAGCACAGCUCAAUUCGUUUUUCUUCAAGCAAGCAUGGUGAUCUUGUUGACUUGCAAGGUCAUGGGAGUAACUGGAGUAAUUACUGUGGAAAUCUUAGCCCUCUUGCCACAGCCAAGAACAGCCAGUAUUUACAGGAAAAAUACACCAUUUUUUGGGCCACUGUCAACAUAUUAUGGGGCCUCCACAUGUUCAGUCCAAAGGGCAAGUUUUGCAAUUGGGAGCCCAAAGUUUUGCAAUUGGAAACCCGCACUUUCGCAAUGAAGGGCCCAGAGUUUCGCAAUUAAAAGUCCUUCUUUUUCCGACCCCCUCAAACGAAAAGGUGAACGGCCGACAAGCUUUAUGAGGCCGACGUUUUCCUGCAAACACAGGUCGUUGGAGAGACACCGGGAGAGCAACUCUCUCCAAGACUUGUCCUAGGGCCCUCGUACUCCGACGUCCUAAGUGCUGAGAGUCAUGGAGGACCUUAGUCAUAGGGGAUCUUUACAACCGCUGGUCGUCUACUUCUCCAACCCGACCCCUUGGGCAGUUGGGGAGCUUGGCCACGAACCGUAAGUAGGAGUGACCAAGCGCUGGCAUUUCUUCUGGAUCUAAAGGAAGUGAACCCCAAAGCGGUGUUCCCGAGCUCUUCCUUCGGCGCUUCCUUCCCGUGGUGCGGUCGUGGCCGCGAUGGUGUUCUGGCGGCGUUCGUGCCCGGUGCAUCGACCCCAAGCGCCGCUGGAACCCAAGCCAUGCUGCUCCAGCGGAGAUUGGCGCCGGGCACAAUGCGCCCUUCCGGCGGACCUGCUGGAAGAUCCGCGGGCCCCCAGGUGGCCGCGGCCCGAAGUCACCUCAGCAGACUUCCGGCAGGACUGCUACAUGCAGGUGCCUUUGAAGGGCCAAUGGAUUUGCAGUUGCACACGUGCAAAUCUGCUCAAGGAGGACUUUUGCCGUGGCUGUGGAGGCAAGUCACCGGAAAGGCGACAGAGGGACCUGGACGAGCGGCAGCGGGCGGAGGAGCAGCAACGUUUGGAGGCCUUGGCACGUCAGGAGCGAGCGGAGCGGAACCAGCUCACAGCCAUGGACCUGGCGCACGCACACAGCGAAGGCUUCAAGUUGCUGCCCACUCGAAAGGGCUGGGAGGAGGCGCCGCGGAGACGGACCGUGGAUCGGGAGGCAUAUAAGAACCUCCUGCGAUUUGCGGCGUGGAAAGCAGGACGCGAUGCUGACCUUGCUGAGUACUGAGGCUUGGCAUUAGUCUUGAGCUGAAGUAUUUUGGCUGGCCAAAUCACGGCCCAGCCUUAUUCUCAAAUUCUUCUGGGACAUGA
Molecule: messenger RNA, 1809 nt
Organism: Durusdinium trenchii
Lineage: Eukaryota; Dinophyceae; Suessiales; Symbiodiniaceae
Source: the annotation of a GenBank genome assembly